This is a messenger RNA of Cladocopium goreaui, 1806 nucleotides long. NCBI's taxonomy places the organism in Eukaryota, Dinophyceae, Suessiales, Symbiodiniaceae. The record is from the annotation of a GenBank genome assembly.
AUGGAGCUAACCGCCUUCAAAUCCGCAAAAGGAUGUGAGCUAAUCGCAACGGCUUUUGGUUGGCCAAGUGUACCAGGCAUCUCACUGCCGCCGCUGACUGAGUCGGAGGGCCGCAACAUUUUCCCGAAGGGAAGAAGUAAGCUGGAUGUGGCAAAACAUUUUGCAAGUGUGCUGCAACCGGUUCCAAGCCGCCAAUUUCCGUAUGCAUUCGUGGCAGCCAUGGCCGCUGUGGGUGGUGAGCUGAAAAGUGUCGUUCAGCACCUGCGAGCUUUGCAGAGAAGAUUGUGCAGACGCAAAAGACUUGAGCUUGCCAAGGAGGAAGGAACUAGCGACCCCCGAGAGCAUGUGAUGCUCAAAGUACAGCCUACUGCAACAUCUGUUUUGGCUGUUUUCGAGUUGAGCGGCAGAAAUUCUGCUUGUGCUGCACGCUUUUUGGCGGCCAAGAACAAGUUGAAUGUGGCAGAGGCUUCCUUGUCAAAUUCUUUAGCUUCUGCAUUUGAAGAUGCCUAUUUGCAGGUGCCUUUCGAAACCAUUGUGGGCCUCUUAGAUAGUCCCACAUGCCCACGCCACCGUCGUGACUUGUUUGCGGCGGGUCGCUUUAUAGUUGAAACGCAGCUAUACACAUGGCUGCUUGCCCAAAACAAGAAAGGGGUUGCACCUGGGAGGCAACAAUUAGUAGCAGAAGCGUGCAGGCUGACUCCAAAGGAUUUGCCGCAUGAUGUGGCAGCCAUGCUGGAGCAGUACUGGAAAGGCAAUGGACGCGCAAGGUCACAAAGAAAGUGGUUGCGCCGCUUUCGUUUUGAACAUGGUCUACAGUUGGGCCGCGUGCGUGUGCAGGCAGUGAUGCCUCUAGCAGACAUGCAGCGCAAGGCGAAAGCUUUUUGGAGAUGGAGCAACUACGUUCAUGCACAAUCAAGCAGCUCGGGUCCUCUUCUCUUGCUGAACAUGGACGAAACUUCCAUUGCUUUGAAGCCAACCGCGAAGGUUGGCACUGUCGCCCGGGGCUUCACAGGGCACAAGGCUGUAGAUGCCGCAUCUUUGGCUGAGACGCGGGCUCGGUUCACAUUGAUGUGCACGAUUUGCAAUGACACGUCUGUGCAGCCAUUCCUUCCGCAGGUUCUCCUCACGAACGGUCGGUUUCUUGGAAAGAAGGCCAAAGUGGAGAAACUCAGGGGCAAUCUGUCCGUUUGGACCCAGAAAAGCGCUUGGUCAUGCCAUGCUACACUGAGACGAUAUAUUUCUUUGCUUGGAUUCAAGCUCAAGGCUGCAGCUCCGGGCCGUGACUAUGCACUACUUCUAGAUUGCGCGCCUUCUCACUUGCACGGUUCCAUUAAAAGGCAAGCGAAGCUCAACCAUAUUCGUUUGGUCUACAUUGCAGCUGGGCUCACACGUUGCCUUCAACCAGCAGACACAGAUCUAUUUUCGCGGCUGAAGGAGAAAAUCGCAGAGCUAUAUCGUUCACAGCAAUCAAUGAGUGUGGACGGAAAGAUUUCGCCUGCCCAAUGGCUGGAGAUCUUGGGUUCAUCUUUACAAUCAAUUCUACCAGCUGUGAAAUGGAGCCGGGCCUUCGCCAAGGUUGGUGCUUCGAAUUGGCAAAAGGAUGUGUGUCAAUCUUUACUCUUUGAAUUCGGUUGGCCAAGUGUACCGACCAUCCCACCAGGGCCUCCGACUGAGUCGGAGGCCCGCGACAUUUUCCCUAAGGGAAGAAGUAAGCUGGAUGUUCUGUCCUAUGUGCAUUGGAAGCAGCCAGCGGCCAAAGGUCAUGUUCGGCUGUACAAAGGCAAACCCAUUAGAACAUUGGAUUAA